AAUUCAAUUACCUGAUCAGUCACGCGCCUAGACCAAUCGGUCAGUGAGUACUCCCUUAAAAGGUAAUGCAAUUUGCAUGUACAGUACGUGCUAUAUUCUUCCGAACAAAAAGUUCGACCAGAUAAGGGCAAUAUCUGCAACCGGGCCAGCCAAUCAGUUGUAUGAAACUACUUAUUAAGUACGAUACUCAUUUCGUAGUUAAUGACGCGAUUAUUAUUGGUUAACCUUUGCACUAACUACAUUUUAUACAACCUGCCCCAUAGUGAAAACCAUACUACGCAAUCAGAUUUGCAUCACUGAUUAGGCCUAUAUAACUUGACUUUGAUAUGGUUUCCACAUUUCAAUAUUUGGCGCAGAUACUGUACAUGUAGGCUUAACGUACCUAUUUUUCCCUGAGAAAUAAAGACGACAUCGAUCGAUUCAAGACUUCAUUGAGAGAUCCCUGACAACUGUGGGCAAUUUCCACAACGAUUGAUUUAUUUGAGAUAGCAUUGUUAGAUAUGUAUAUAUAUAUAUAAUUCAAUACAUACAGUCUUAUAAUGCUCACUCAAAUAACCAUUCACUGCACAAUACUGUACGUUCAUUCAUUUUCAAACUCCAUCUGGAUACAUGACUCGUGAAAAUUAUUGAUACUUGAUUUAUUUGAGAUUAGCAUUGUCUGAUAUGUAUACUAGCUGUAAAUAUCAUUCAAUACAUGUCUUUAAUGUUCACUCAAAUAACCAUUAUCAAUACACAAUAUGGUUUCAUUCUCUAUCUGGAUACAUGGCUCAUGAAAAUUAUUGACACUCACAUAGGCUUAUGGAAGAUACCAAUUCACUCUUUCUAAAAUUGAAAUCUGAAUUACAAAUUACAGCAUAUACUGUAUCAAUCCGGCAAGAUAACAGAUAUGGCCAUGAACAUUUGUGUCAGACUUAUACUUAUCAACGAUGUUAUAAAUUUAAAUCUACGCAAGGAAGAUGAGGACUUUAUCUGGAAAAGCGAUUUAACUUCACACUGUAGGUAGCGAUUUCAAACUGGUAGGAAUAUGGUCGCCCCUUAAUCCUGAAACAAAGCUAUUAUUCUCAGUUGAAACUUUGCUUUGAGAUGAUAUUGAGAUGAUAUUCCCUUCAGGAAGAGAGAAUGCAUGGAAUUACGGAGGACAACGAAUCCACGAGGUUAAAGUAUCUUCACGGGAAAAAAAGGUGGUAGGAUAUAAAAUAUUUAUGAAUGCGCAAUAGAGACUAUAUAGCGCUGCUUAUGUUUCCAGGGAUCCAGCGUUACCAAGUUCAUAAUCAUUUGGAGCUACGUACAACAUUGUAAAUCCAUACCAGUAUGUUUUGUAACUAGUGAAGACUCUUAUGAAAACCGAACAACAAAACAAAUUGGAGUAGAGGACAAGAACGUUGAAGGAACAGAACGUAAUUGCGACUAUCAGUUGUAAGCUGUUUAACGGUGCAAAUUCAAAAGAAUCAAAACGACCACAAAAGAGUCGUUCUGGGAUCAAAUUAAUAAGAAUUAAAAAUGAAGGACGCAAGAGCUGUGGACAAUAGCGGACCAUGAAAGAAAAAGAAAAUCUAAUAAAAGAUAAAUAAAAGAAAAGUUGACAGGGUGGGUUAGGUAAAAGGGCCCACAGUAAUUGGCAUAUGCUGUUGUGGUGACCCUGUCCUAGUUGGCAAAGCUAAAUAAAUCAAUAAAUAGAAAGGAAAAGUGAGUAAGAAAGAAAAAAGAAACUACACCGCUGUAGAUUAGUAAGCGGGAUUAGAAAGAGGAAAAACAGCAUCAGCAAAUACAAAGAGGUUAAGCCCGACGCCAUGUCAGUAAACUGUGAGUCCAUUAAUUAUUGAAAGACGAUUGUGUUUGGUUUCGGCAACACAAAACUCUGGGAGCGUUCGGGCAUGCUCCGCCCGAGAAUUCGAAAGUCUCUUGUAAUGACAUGCCCUGUCGAUAAUUUACGGAAAGCAUUUUUCGAUUCUUGGAGGAAAUGGUAGCAAGCUUAAAAGGGCACAGCAUGGAACGUCCAUUGUAAAAACACAUGUAAAAACCGAAAACAACUCAAUCAUUUCUUAAGAGGGAGAAAUAAAAUACCAAGAGAGGAAAGCAAAAAAAAGAUAGAUGCAAGAGGUGAUUGAGUGACUAAGUUGUAUUUUGUGAUCAAUGUAAAAUUUUAGUGAGGGGGAAUUAAUGGAAGAUAGUGUGUGUCUGUGUCUGUUAAAGACCAACAGGGUGUGAACAGGGGCAUUAAUAUCAAGGUGAUGUAAAGUCCGUUCUGCGCAUACGUUCUGCGCAGGCCUACAUUCCAAUGGUCGGGACCCGACCAUUGGAAUGUUGUUAGUUGAAUCUCUAGUCUAUAUUAAUUUACAAGCAUAGCGAAUCAGAAGAGUGUUAAAAAUUCAGUAUAAUAUAUAUCUAAUCAUAUUUUACAACUGUAGUACUGAGUUCAAAAUGUAAACAAAGCGUUUGUUUACAUUACGGACUUUAUAUCACCUUUAAUAUGGCCAGUAUGAGUACUUAUGUAAAACAAUUUUAUUAUAGUUAUUAUACUAUAACUGCACCAUCAGUAAUGUCAAUAUGUCUGCUGUUAUGUAGCUGUGGGCAUUAUUGAUGCCAGACACUGCUUUAGAAAAUCGGAUUACAUCACAAUGGGGAGAAAUUGGUUUUCAAGGAAAAAAUCCGGAGACUGACUUCAGAGGAAUGGGUAUGAUUGUCUUUUCUUUAUUCCCCUUUAUUCUGGUUGUAUUAGCCUUCAAUUUGUUGAAUUGUAAUUUUUCUUGUGAACUUUUGAUUGGGUGAUAUAUUUAGUACAUGUUUUUACUCAUUGUUGAAUAUUAUUUGUUUGCGAUGAUACAGAUAUGCAUGCAUGCAUGUACAAAUAUAAUUAGUACACAACAUUAGUCAGACACAAUGAUGUAUACGUUAAAAUUAUAAACUCUUUGUAAUAUUUUAGGAAUUCUUGGAUUGGAAAAUCUUCUGUAAGUGAAACAAGCUGUGUUUAAACUGUUGAUGUUUUCUGAUAAAUAAUUUGUGUUUAGACAUCUCUCAAUUUUUGAUAAAUAUAUCUUGAUUACUUUGGUACAGUAGUAGUCCACAUUAUUUGUCUGUAGCCGUAUAUGUUAAAGCGCAUGCGCCAAUGUGCGGGACGCCUAUAUGUGGGAUAAUACACCCUUACGAAAAGUAGAGUACGUCACUUUAGCUAUAGAGCCUCGUUUUCAUGUAUAUGACAUAAAUCAAAGUUCAAUGUCCCAAUCGCGAAAAAGAGGACCUAUAGCCAAGGUGACUUUCCGGAAGGUUUAUUAUCCUUUCUCACGCCAUGCGACCUGGCCUUGCCGUCAAUUUUGGGUGGAAGUAGCUUGAUAUGUAGCCGACUACGUUUUGAUAUUUUUGUUCACUUUAGCAUUAUUCUCGUUUUUAUUCUUUAGAUAUUUUGCAAAGAAUCGAAAUGAUGUAGCUAGAAAAGUAUUAUCUGAAUCACACCAUCCAACGUAUUGGUAAGAAAAAUACUGUAUUUUAGUAUCAGUGAAGAUCUGGUAACACAAUCGUCGUACAGUUUGUUGUGCAAUCCAUACUGCACCCGAAGGACGUAACUAUUCCAGCUAUCGAAUGGAAGUUAGUGUCCCAGAAGUAGUGUUUUUGGAGCCGAUCGGCCCUCUUUUUUGAGGGUGCCUAACUGCCUAUGAUGCUGAGGGUGCGUGAAGAUGUUGAACGUGCGUUUAUUGGGGUGGUGUAGUUAGGGUGGAAGGGUGGAGUUGGGUGGAUUAAGGGAUCAUUGGGAUCGCACCAGUGUUCAGAUAAAUGAGGGGAUCUCGAAAGGGGUUUUGAAGUGGAUUAUGUGAAUGCGAAAAUGUAUCCAUUUUGGAAGCAAAACAUGGAAACGAGACAGUGUGGGACAGACUGUUUCGGUGAGUAUGGACAUAUAUUAUGUCGAACAUGCUAAGGCGUGUUUGUGAUAUAGCGACAAAGUACUUCGGGAACACUAGGGCCUUGGUAGGCUAAUUUGGAUAAAGCUUUGGCAAUGAGAACUGAGCGGGUGGAUUAAGAUUAAAAACAUUUGUUUGAUUUCACUGGUUUUGUGUAGAUAAUAAAAACUAAUUUGAUGAGGGGCGAACCAUUAGAAAACUGAUGGGGGAGGGGGGAUUUUCAGCUUGCACAGCGUUCGCUACGCACACUUGCGCUCCCUUGCACACCCUCGGUACCCUAACGCACCCUCAACACCCUUUACAUGUACGUACCCUGAUGACUCUUGCGCACCCUCACCGUCCUUACGUGCCCUUACGCACUCUCGACACCCUUACACACCUUCAGCAUCCUUACGCAUCCUCGGCACCAUUUAAAUAAACUGUUUGUUGUGCAAUUCCGAUUAUUCUUCAUGAAUAUGUUACGUUUCCUAUAUUUUUCAGGUACUCAUUUGCUAUAGUUGGCAUAAACCUCACUGCUUUGUCGUGGGAAUUGUUAAAAUCUGGAAUUUACAAACCUCACUUCUACAACAUCGCAACACAAAAACCUACACUUGAUGAUUUCCACAAAGUUUACUGUGAGUAAUGCUUGUUCUAUUGUAAGGUAACCCUAGUUUCCAUUUCGUUGUAAACUGUCGUGACCAAGUCGUGUUCGACGAUGUGAAAUAGUCUGCAUUUAUACCAUAUCUCAAAUUUGGAACCAACUAGAGAUAUUUGCCUAAUCGACAAACCUUCGGUUGGUAGGGAUGCAGCUAUCUAAAAAACACAAGGAGAAAUUGAACGUUUCGAGCGAAGACUCUUCGUCGGGAAGUUAGUAGCCUUUCUCGACGAAAGGCCUUCGCUCGAAACCUCGAAUUUCUCCUUGUAUUUUCCAGGUAGUUGCAUCCCUAUCAACCAAAGUUUUGUUAUUAUUGGCGCUACCUACACUGGAUCGUUCAAGAUUUGCUUAAUCGGUUCUUUCGUUUCCAAAUUAAGGAGAUGAGAUGCUUCUCAUGCUGUCAAUGUAACAGAUCUUUGUAGCAUCAUUGACAUGAACAUUGAACCUUUCUUUUUACACACAUCUCCUAAUUGUAAUUGUAAUUGUAAUUGUAAUUGUAAUGGUUAUUCAUUUUAAUGUGGUAACUAAUAUUUGUGUUAUAUCAUUAUUACCUCUAUUUGUGAUGAUGCUCUUUGAGUGUGUCUAUAUACCGGGCAAUCUGAACAUUUUGCUUGAUCGCGGUGGGAAUGGAACUCACGAUUUUUGGUUUUGUUAGUCCAGUGGACCAAUGCUCCCUAACUGAACUACGAGGUCAAGUCGGUUCAAGUGGGUGAUAUUUCGGAACUCAGUCAAUCAUGGUGUUAUGCAUCAUUACAAAUAACAAAUAUAUCUUCACCCGAGUACAUAAGACCAUAAUUCUUACAUUCAUGGUUAUAAAAACACGUACUGAUAUCGAAGAAACUAGACUGAAUUUCGAAAUAUCACCCACUCGAACCGACGUGACCCAGUAACUCAAAGGUCGCGAGUUCGAUUCCCACCGCAGUCAAGCAAAUUUUCAGCGUGCCCGGUGCAGGCACAUUCAGAGUGUCAUCACAAUACUGUAUACCUGAAUACAAAACACCAUAAUUGUUACAUUCAUCAAUACUAUUUUCGAGUAUUUAUAACAUGAGCAUUGGGCAACCAUUCCCUACGUUUAUCGACUUUAAAUAAAUCGUUGUGUUGUGUUGUGUUGUGUUGUGUUGUGUUGUGUUGUGUUGUGUUGUGUUGUGUUGUGUUGUGUUGUGUUGUCAGCAUCUUUCUUGUGUUUAGAGUGCUGUAUGCAAAUCAGUUUUUUUCUGAUUAAAGAGCUAGGUACUUUAAUUGCAUCGGCCACCUUGAUAGGUUCACGACGAUUACAAUUAAUGAAAGCAGACUUUACUAGUUCGCCAACAGGCGCAAUAGAUACUUGAUACCGUAGAAUGUGACGUCUCUUCCGAACGUUUGAAAUAUUUCAACAAUUUUUCCGGAAUAAGUGAUAAUAAGUUUAAACCAUGUUUAUCCUGCACCAUUCAGGCAUUAAUGGCUUUAUUUUCUUAAUUAUAUUAAAUUACCUUGUAUGUUUAAUUUGGCAACUUUUUCUUUUCAACCAAUUUAAUUAAAUGACCCCCAAAAAUUAACAGCCUCGAUAAGCUGCUAAUUCCGGGCGUAACGAGCCAGGUAUUUCUACAAUUCCACGGUAUAGUUGAUUCAACUGUGAUAUUAUGAACCAACUUUUCCAUGGUUUAAUUUUUAUGAAUGGAGGCAGAGGGGACAAGGAGUGAAACCUCCAAAGUAGCGACUCCCCACAGGCGGGUCGUUAACUGGUGGUUAACAUUUGUUAUUCAUUUCAUAGGUUGCUUGUUCCGUGAAUUUAGUUCGUUCUGGUUGGAACAGAAGCCGGCUUCUGUUAUGGAAUUUAACCGAAUUAGAGAAGAAUUUCGUGAGAAUAUUAUUUGCACUCUUCAAAAUCCAGCUGCAGUUUUAGCCGUAGAUGAUCCGUGCGCCAAAACUGAUAUAGGCAGCACCUCGGUUCAAUCCUUCACAUCUCAGGAUUUUGAUUGACAUAUUAAAUAAUAAUAUAUUAAUAAGGUAUGUAAAUCCUAGGUUUUGUCCAACCAGUUCCUAUUUUCUGUCGAUAUAUUGCGAGGAACUGGCGCCAAGAAAGAGCAAUCUCGAGCGUUUUGUUCCUGCCGUUGGUCAUAUCCUCAUACUUUGCGCAUUUAGGUAUGUGAUUGAUGUGAAGACUGUGUCCUCCGCAGAGACGUUUAUUGAGGAUUCUAGUUUAACACGCGGGCUGUAUACCUUGAAAAUAUAAGGCAUUCGGGAAAUUGAUGAACGCGCGCGGCAGCAUAGUCUCUUAUUUUCUGAGAUGUGUAUGAUGAUACAGCCGGCAUCCUUGAUUCCGUGAUGUUAUGCUAACUCUAAUCCCUCUGAGCAUUUGGGAGAGUAAGUACACAUCCCGCGUCCAUUCACAGAUUACCCGCAUGCCUAACAAUUCACGGGUAUAUAGCCCGCAUGUUUAACUAAAAACGUCGUCGGGGGAGAGAGGGGAAGAGAAAUGCAUGCGCGAAACAGGAUAUUAGCCAAUCGUGUAUUUAUCGAGUCGUCAUUUAUCGAGUCGUACAGUAUAUUUAUCGAGUUUGCAAAAGGGAAGCAAACUGGCUUCGUGGGGAAGAACAUACUAUAUUAUUCAUAUGUGACACGAUGAUUUUUAUAAUUAAAAACUUGUAAACAUAUGUCAGGUUUGGAAAUUUUACAUAUUCAGUAGCAUAAUUUUCCCGCCUUUUCAGUGGAAGCAUUUUUAUAUGACUAACCUCUUUGUUUUUUAUCAAUUCUUUGUAUUUUUGUACUAAUGUGGCCCAAAUUGGGAUUCACCUUCCCCGUGCCGGUUUUUAUCUAUGUAGCCUCCCCCUGGGGACUUCUGGACUGGGGGAUUAGUCAAAGGUGG
Molecule: messenger RNA, 7372 nt
Organism: Paramuricea clavata
Lineage: Eukaryota; Metazoa; Cnidaria; Anthozoa; Malacalcyonacea; Plexauridae
Source: the annotation of a GenBank genome assembly